Messenger RNA from Neurospora tetraspora, 511 nucleotides. RefSeq lists its product as uncharacterized. The transcript has a single exon. NCBI's taxonomy places the organism in Eukaryota, Fungi, Ascomycota, Sordariomycetes, Sordariales, Sordariaceae. The coding region runs from base 23 to 370 and encodes 115 amino acids. The record is from RefSeq and is a predicted model, not a curated record.
AACGCGCCUAAGCGCGUACUUAAUGCCUGUAGCUAAAACGGGCCAUUUUCUGACCAAACUUUUUCAAUUGAUCAUAGCCAACACUUGGGCCACCGUCUGGAGGUGGACUGGAUGUGGGCGGUGUCAAGCUGGUGGACUGCAGACUGGGGACAGUGGACAGUGGAUAGUGGAGGUGGAUUCGAACAGGGCCCCGUGGACCUGGGACCGUGGAUCUCUCUCGCUGCUCCUCUCACUCAGAUACAAUCGGCGCCCUCGGCCGAAGUGGACACGGGACGGGACGGGGAUCGACUUGGCGAGUUUCCGGGCCAAGUAUGUUGUUGUUUGUUGUGGUUUGUCGUUGUUUUCGGAGGGAGAUGUAUAUAUGCGAUGAGAUUCUGACGUGAGUGAGUGAGCAAGUGAGAUGUUUCGAGGGAGUGUCAGUAAGAUAGUCAGCCAAACGAAAGCUCAGCAGGGUCAGAGUCCGAAAGUCACAAAGCAAAAGAGCAUUAUCCUCAGGAAAACCUCGCAACUG